AUGUCCUCGAACAAGCCAAGUCCAAAGGAGAGAGAUCCCCGAGCAGAAACUAAAGCCAGAGGUCCCCGCUACUGGACGUCAAGGCGCGACGGCGAGGUGCACCUGCGGCAGGAGGACGCCUUCGCCAGCCAGGCGCCCGUCACCGUGCACGACAUGGUCAUGAACACGGCCAUCAAGUACGCCAACUACAUCGCGCUCGGCUCCAAGCACAGGACCGGCUGGCACCUGCUCACCUACAUCGAGUACUACGAGGAAUGCCGGCGCGCCGCCAAGGCCUUCCUCAAGCUGGGCCUGGAACGCUUCCACAGCGUGGGGAUCAUGGGGUUAAACUCCGAGGAGUGGGUCAUCGCGAGCAUUGGUGCUAUCAUGGCUGGAGGCUUCUCCGUUGGCAUCUUGUCCACCAACUCUCCGAAAACCUGCCAGGUCAUCGCCGAAAGCUCGGAGAUGGACAUCUUUGUGGUGGAUAAUGACAGACAGCUGCAGAAAAUCAUCCAGAUCCAGGGCUACUUGAAGCACCUCAAGGCCAUCGUCCAGUACAAGGAGGAGAUCCGGACCCGGCUGCAGAGCCUGUAUUCUUGGAGAGGCUUCCCGGACCUGGCAGACGGCGUCUCGGAAGACACGCUAAACCAGGUCAUCGACUCCCAAAAGCCCAACCAGUGCUGUGCCCUGCUCUACAGCAUGUCGAUCGCCGGCCCCCCAAAGCCCGUGAUGCUCAGCCACGACAACAUCACGUGGACCACGGAGACCGCUGCCCAGACCCUGUCUUAUAAGCGCCCCCCGGAGGAACAGGAGGUCCUGGUGAGCUACCUCCUGCUCAGCUACCUGACGGCCCAGCUCUUCGACGUGUGGGUCUCCAUCUCUGUCGCCGGAGCCCUCUACUUUGCCCAGCCGGACGCUCUGAGGGGCUCCCUGAUAGACACGCUGCGGGAGGUCAAGCCCACCAUGUUCUACAGCGUCCCGUGGGUCUGGGACAGAUUGCUGGACAGCCCGAAGACCAGCCAGCUGGCCUCCACCCCGUUCCGGAGGAGGCUCGACAAGUGGGCCAUGUGUCUGGGGCUCAGGACCAACAAAAGGCGGAUGUUGGGACCCGCCCCCCCCCCGUGCUUCAGCCUGGCCAAGAGGCUGACCUUCAGCCAAGCACGGAGGUUCCUGGGCCUGCAGCGUUGUCGCCAGUACUUCAACCUGGGCACGGGGCUCUCCGGAGCCACCACGGAGUACUUCCUCAGCCUCAACAUGCCCAUCUGUGAGCUCUACGGCCUGUCCGAGAGCACGGGCGUCCACACGCUGUCCAGGCAGGAGGGCUUCCGGCUGCUGAGCUGUGGGAAGUCCCUCCCCAGCACCCGCACCAAGACCCAGAAAGAAGAUGGGGAUGGCAUUGGGGACAUCCACAUUUGGGGCCGGAACAUCUUCAUGGGGUACCUCGACGAUGAGGAGAAAACCCAGGAGAAGAUUGAUCUCCAUGGCUGGCUGCGCACGGGGGACCUGGGCUUUUUGGAUGAUGACGAAUUCCUCUACGUCACAGGCAACGAAAGGGAUCUCAUCACCCUCAGUUCAGGUGAGAAGAUCAACCCGAACCCCAUCGAGGAGCGGGUGAAGAGGUACAUUCCCCUUGUCCGCUACGUCGUGCUGGUGGGCCAGGACGCCCCAUACCUCUGUGCCCUGCUCACGCUCAAGUGCCAGAUCAACACGGACACGGGGGAGCCUCGGAACGCGCUGACCAGCGAGGCGGUCGCUUUCUGCCGGCAGCUCAAGAGCCAGUCCACCAGGCUGUCGGACAUCGUCUGUGACAGAGACCCGGUGGUCACAGAGUUCGUCAGUCAGGGGAUCGAUGCUGCCAAUGCAGAGGUCACCUCCAACAGCGCCAAGAUCGUUAAGUGGACCAUCCUUGAGACGGACUUCUCCAUGGCCGGAGGGGAGCUGGGGGCAACCGCCAAACUGAAGAGGGCCAACGUGGGCAAGAUGUACCAGCCUGAGAUUGAAAGCUUUUACUCGGAGAAGGAUGAAUACUAG
Messenger RNA from Lynx canadensis (Canada lynx), 2010 nucleotides. RefSeq names its product long-chain-fatty-acid--CoA ligase ACSBG2-like. Gene Ontology annotation, molecular function: long-chain fatty acid-CoA ligase activity. The transcript has 13 exons. Gene Ontology annotation, cellular component: endoplasmic reticulum; membrane. The record is from RefSeq and is a predicted model, not a curated record. The coding region runs from base 1 to 2010 and encodes 669 amino acids. NCBI's taxonomy places the organism in Eukaryota, Metazoa, Chordata, Mammalia, Carnivora, Felidae.